AUGCUGCUUAAACCUUGCAGCAACAGACAUAUCUCCUUGUCUGCUGGCCUUGCCAUGAUCAACAACUUGAAUUCAGUCAUCGAGUCCUUGGAGUUGGAAACAGCAUUCUGCCACCCGGGGCACGAAGGAGAAAAUCGCCCAGUCCAACGAUCUCGUGAAUUUGGUGCACGAGGUGAGCCCUGCUACAGGAUCAUCAGGGAGUACCUGGUUCUUAAAGUCGAAGCCUUGAUGGGUUGUGUGAGCUCAUCGAAGGGCGAACGUACGAAUGUUGCCAACUUCGCCGAGGCUCUGGACCAUGCAGAGCUCAAGUUGUUCAAGCAAAUUGAUGCCGCGUGCUUCUGCAAGCUGCUCGUCAAUGCGCAAUCUUUCCCCACCUGCAUGCCAAACAUCAGAGGAUCGGCUGUCUUUGGGAAGGACGGGGGCUGUCCCUUCGGUUCCUUCGAUUUGCUCCACAUGCAAGAGAAAUUGCAGCCGCCCAUGCCAGAGUCGGAGCAACAGUUCAUGCGCGUGCAUAAGAACAGUGUAGUGAGCUGGUUCGACAACACGAGUUCAACACUUGCUCGCACUUGGGUUUGCAGGCUCUUUACAAGCAUGUUGCGACUGGGUCCAACGGGAGAGAGGAACUUCUGGAACUGCAUAUAUGUUCGCCGCCAUCAUGAGCAAGGACACUCAGCCGGAAAUUCGUCCUCCACCGACGUGGAAUACUACCAGCAGAAGCAUUCUGAGUGCGAUUUAGCCCGGGGUCCAGCGGACCAAGGAGGCACCAGUGAUCGCCUUUGGGACGCAUUGUGCCGACAUUGCUGCUUCUUGCUGUCAUCGUCGAUUUGCUCGGAGACGUCUGGAAAGAUGCAGCAUUCGGGACGUUCGGAAGUUCCCUACUGUAUGAUUUUGCUGUUCACGGAAGAUUUCCACGAGUGGCGCCGUUGCUUCUUGCAAUAUCUGGACAAGCCACCCGACGAUGCAAAGACGAAGCUCGUUCGAAUUUUUUAUGGUGAGACACCCAGGGUUCAUGCAUCGUUCCUUCUUAAGCUAUGCGACGAGGUCCAGAAGGCAGCAGAGUCCAUAUUCGGUGUGUCGUGGCUUUGGGCCGACCGUGCCGCGUCCAUAGGAGCAGCAUUUACGCUGGUCGAAGGAACCCCGAAUUCUUUGGUCUCGCCGCCAAGUCGUCCUUUGAUGAAGAAGAGCUGCUGCGGGCGCUAG
Messenger RNA from Symbiodinium sp. CCMP2456, 1200 nucleotides. NCBI's taxonomy places the organism in Eukaryota, Dinophyceae, Suessiales, Symbiodiniaceae. The record is from the annotation of a GenBank genome assembly.